This is a messenger RNA of Heterocephalus glaber (naked mole-rat), 1621 nucleotides long. It is a transcript of the gene Plpp1, whose product is annotated as phospholipid phosphatase 1. Gene Ontology annotation, cellular component: plasma membrane. Gene Ontology annotation, molecular function: phosphatidate phosphatase activity. The record is from RefSeq and is a predicted model, not a curated record. NCBI's taxonomy places the organism in Eukaryota, Metazoa, Chordata, Mammalia, Rodentia, Bathyergidae. Gene Ontology annotation, biological process: phospholipid metabolic process; signal transduction; phospholipid dephosphorylation.
GCCGGAGAGGCCGCGCGCUGGCCGGCCGGGCGCUGCCUGGCGGGAGGGGCCGGAGCCCGCGUUCCUCCUCCCUACCGGUCCUCAUCCUUAAAGCACGAGUCCCGACGCCCCGCCUGUUGGAGACAGUGCCGGGAUCCUAAGGGCGAGCAUCUGGGGCAGGCCGGAGCCGACCGAGGAGGGCCUGGGGCGACAUAGUUGCCGCGGCUGGCUCGCGAGUGCCUGGACCGAGUGUUGCGGGAACUGCGAGGGGAGGGGUCCUCCGCCAUUGCUGGCGGUCCGAGCGCCUCCGGGCCCCAGUCCGCCUUCAGGUCGGAGGAGCCGAGGUUCGGGGCCGCCGCCAGCCUCUGAGCCAGGCUCGAGAAUCGGACACUUCGGCCGCCGGUCCUUAGUUCUGUCCACCGCCCGCGCCGGGCAGCGCCGGCCGAGACCAUGUUUGACAAGACGCGGCUGCCGUACGUGGCCCUGGAUGUGCUCUGCGUGUUGCUGGCUUCCAUGCCUAUGGCUGUUCUAAAUUUGGGCCAAAUAUAUCCAUUUCAGAGAGGCUUUUUCUGUAAAGACAACAGCAUCCAGUAUCCGUACCAUGACAGUACCAUCACAUCCACUAUCCUCACCAUAGUGGGGCUGGGCUUACCCAUUUCCUCUAUGAUUGUUGGAGAAACCCUGUCUGUUUACUGUAACCUUUUGCACUCAAAUUCCUUUAUCAGGAAUAAUUACAUAGCCACUAUUUACAAAGCCAUUGGAACCUUUUUAUUUGGUGCAGCUGCUAGUCAGUCCCUAACUGACAUUGCCAAGUAUUCAAUAGGCAGACUUCGGCCUCACUUCUUGAAUGUAUGUGAUCCAGAUUGGUCCAAAAUCAACUGCACUGAUUCAGGUUACAUUGAGUACUAUGUAUGUCGAGGAAAUGCAGAAAAAGUUAAGGAAGCCAGAUUGUCCUUCUACUCAGGCCAUUCUUCAUUCUCCAUGUACUGCAUGGUCUUCGUGGCACUUUAUCUUCAAGCCAGGAUGAAGGGAGAUUGGGCAAGACUCUUACGCCCUACACUGCAAUUUGGUCUUGUUGCUGUAUCCAUUUAUGUGGGCCUUUCUCGAGUUUCUGAUUACAAACACCACUGGAGUGAUGUGUUGACUGGACUUAUUCAAGGAGCUAUAGUUGCAAUAUUAGUUGCUGUAUAUGUAUCAGAUUUCUUCAAGGAGAGGAAUUCCCCUUUUAAAGAAAGAAAAGAGGAGGACUCACAUACAACUCUGCAUGAAACACCAACGGCAGGAAAUCACUACCGGAGCAAUCACCGGCCUUAAAGGGUGGCAAGGUGGCAGAUGAAGCUGGUCUGCUUUCUAAAGAAAAACAACUGCAACCAGAAGGCAAGAAGAUGUACCCUUCUUCUUGGUGUACAGGCAUUUAUGGGACUGCUGCUACUAUACCUCUUGGAUGCCCACUUUAUUUGUGUAAAUAGUUCCAGUUAACACAAUGCUUAAUACCUGAAGUUCAUUCAAAAAAUUUCAAGCCUUCCACUAAAAAAAUGCCCCACCUAUACAUUUUUAUUAAAAAAUGUAAUGCUUAUGUACAUAUGUGUAUGUAAUACGCUUUCUUAGGAUGACUGAUUUAAAUAUAAUACAUAUUAAAAUG